Hydractinia symbiolongicarpus is the source of this 1922-nucleotide messenger RNA. RefSeq lists its product as uncharacterized. The transcript has 5 exons. The coding region runs from base 556 to 1029 and encodes 157 amino acids. The record is from RefSeq and is a predicted model, not a curated record. NCBI's taxonomy places the organism in Eukaryota, Metazoa, Cnidaria, Hydrozoa, Anthoathecata, Hydractiniidae.
UUAGGGGUGGGGUCAGAUAUUUUAGGGAACGAUCACUUAUAUCAUUGCUUUUUACUACUUCGAGUGGAUAAAAUUUCGCGAGGACUAAUUUUCGCAAGGUCAAAAAAAACAUUUUGUGAGGAUUAAUUUUUGUUAAAUAAUUUUUAACGAGUGUGGGGUAAAGAAACUAUGUCUUCGCUGUAGUAGCAAAGUUACAAAGAUCUAUAUGUCAUCACAGAUUCGCUUCACUAUCAACAAAAAGAGGAAUCAAAUAAAUAAAUUGCGUGUGAAGUGACGGUCACCAUUCCAGCUAGUUUAAAGGCCAUUUGGUGUUGUAACGCUAUGAAGAAAUGGUACAAGAACUCUAUUGUAAACCGAAAGAUGAAGUAAUAACGGAUAGUUUUGUUGAGAAGAAUGCUAAUGCGCCAACGUUCAAUUUGAUAUACAGCCAAAAGCAAAAAGGAAAACGGAUCCUGUUUAAAAACCCAAAGAAUGAAAAGACAUUAAAACCUUCUUUCAGAGACUUGUGGUUCAGGAUUUUAAAAGAAGCAACGGUAAAUUGGUUCGCUCGUAAAAAUGAUGAAAAUAAAAUGGAUGGCACUGUUUGUUUUUAUGCUUGCUCUAUUUUGCAAUCCAGUAUGUUCUCAGUUUGACCAAGGCGAAAAUGAAAUUGAUAAGAACUUUGAAAACGAAGUUGACGACGCAUUCUACGUUGAUAAUGCUGCUGUUGACGAUAAUGAUGAUGAUGAUGAUGAUGGUGAUGAUGAUGAAGAUUAUGAGAAUAAUGCUGUUGAUGACGAUGAUGGCGAUGAUGAUGAUGAUGAUGAUGAUGGCGAUGAUAAAAGUGAUAACAAGGAUACGAAAGACUUCAAGAAAUGGCGGCUUAAUUGCAUCAAAAUAUAUUGUCAGAAAGAUAAAUCAUUAUGUUCAAUUUGCAAAGUGAAGGAAACAAAACGUUUGAUGCAAAGAAGAAGAUCGUAUCAAAGGAGAAGAAGAUGUAAAUAUUCUACAGUUUUCGGUUCUUUUUGCAGGAGAAGAAGUGGACGAUAAAAAAUGAAAACACACACAACUUGAUUAUUUCAUCGUGAAUAUUCAUUCUUCAAAUGACAGUUUUACAACUUCCCAUUAUUUUAAUUUUUAAUUUUUAAUUUAAAAAUAUUCUAAUACACUGUGAAAUAAGAAAGAAAGGCAGAUUUUUCUUGUAGUAGACUUUUAGAAAUUCUAUCUUACCUACGAAAUAUUAUGUGUUGUAUGGAAAAGAAAAUGCUUUAAACUAUAUACAAGAGCUUCAUUUGUGCAAUAAGUUUCGAAUUACACACGAAGUAAGUGUCAAAUUACACACAGACAAAUAUUCUCAUUGUUAUUGUUAUUAUAUUUUUAAAGUGGCUUUUAACUGCGUACUAAACCAAUCUUUGGAAAUCUCAGUUGAACACACAAACUUUUAUUACUCUCUCAUCUCAUUUUUCAUCAAAUUUAUUAGAAUGUCUAAUUUUUAGAACUUGCUUUAUAACCUUUUUUUUAGAUUUUAGCAAGAAAGUUAGUUCGACUCUCAUAAAACAAAUCUCAAACAUUCAUUUCUGAAAAAAGCUCUGUCGUGCAGCACUUUAGAAACUUUAAGUCUCAAAUUACACAUUGAAACAGCUUUUUAUUCUUUGCUGAUAAUCUUUCAAAACAUUAUUAGCUAUGGAAAUCAACGGUGUACUGUAUCUUAGACAUACUUCAUGAUUCAAGUGGUCAAUGGAUUCUAGCUGCACGUUAAAUUAAUUUAUUGGCAGCUUAAGUUAAAAACAUCAGCUGACAUUUUUUCGAUUGCAUUGUUUACAUGCGUGCACGCGAUUUGGUAAGAACAUGCUUGUUUUCUCACUAAACACUAGUCGUAAAGUGUUUCUAGUUUUUUCUUGUUUAAAUACGUACACAUUUUAGAAGAACACCGAUCAUGGUCA